Messenger RNA from Coccinella septempunctata (seven-spotted ladybird), 2147 nucleotides. RefSeq lists its product as uncharacterized. The transcript has a single exon. NCBI's taxonomy places the organism in Eukaryota, Metazoa, Arthropoda, Insecta, Coleoptera, Coccinellidae. Bases 369 to 2147 code for a protein of 592 amino acids. The record is from RefSeq and is a predicted model, not a curated record.
UCCAACUCAAGGCGUGUACGUGCUCUGACAAAUUCGAAAACUUGGCGAUUCUGUUAAUAUUUUCUAUUACCAAGAAAUAAAUGUCAUACCUGUUACCCUACCAUCCUAAUUAUAUUGUGUGCUAUUUGUUUUAGCACAUGUAUUAAUUUUAUUACUCGCUCAACUGUUUGUUUUUUCAUGUCUUGUCAGUCGCUCAAUUCAAUAAAGCUAAAAGGCGAAAAGAGAUUAAUUACAGCUCAUGUUUUAUUCCGCACUGGUGAAACUUGGAAAAUUCCUACAUACCUAAUUGAACGAAGUACUCCCCUAAAAACUUUUCAAACGAUCUUAUCACAUAAUUUUCGUCUGUAUAAGGAAUUACGAUAUUACGAAUGAUCGAUCGUCUGUCUGUAUUUCCAUUCGCUCUUUUCCAUCUAACUUUCACUUCAACCAUGUCUGUCUUUAUUGUGCCGUUGGUUCUCACUAGCUUUGUCGCUUUUUCCCACUGCAUUUCCAUAACUGUCGAGCAUAAUGAUAGAAAGAAAUCAUUACUGGAGUCGAUGAAAACUGUAGCUGAAACUGACGCUAAUGUUAUAUUCAAAUUCUGCGUUUUCGUGGACCUGGAGGAACUCUCACCAGAGGAACAGAAUAUAUUGAACAGUGUUUUUUGUCCGUCGUUAUCAUUGAGAACUGGAGGAGUCUUCGAAACGAUGAACAAUCCAGUGGUGUAUCCAACUUUCCUGUUUUACAUGCUCAACUCUUUCGAGGAUGUCUACGAGAAAUUAGACUUCGUAUCCAGUCUGAACUUCUUCAGCACAAGGAUCCCUGCGUUCUUUGUACUAAAUUUCGAAGUGGAGGAUAAAGAAGUAGCAGAGAAUUUCAUGAAAGAACUGUGGAAAAAAUAUUCCCUGCUUUUCUCUGGUCUCAUCUUUUUUAAAACUGAGGUCCAGUUGAUCUCCUAUCAACCUUUCAAGAGAGUCGUGGUGAAUUUGAGUAACAAAGAUGAAUUGUCGGAUUAUUUUCUGAAUCAUGAAUACGCAAAUCUGAAUGGGAAAGUGUUCAACUUGGCUGUUUUCAACAAUCCCCCUAGGAAUGUAAAGAGGGGUAGGAAGUGGACUGGGGAAGAUCCAAACUUCUGGAUUAACCUCAUCGACAGCUUGAACGCGUCUUGGAGAUUGGUCCAGACCAAGGAUUUCAGCUACGAGGACGCCAUGCGGGCGGUUGCCAACGGAGAUGCCGACUUUUGUCCAUACCGAUUCUUCAAUGUCGAUAACUACACCAAUAUCGAAUUUUUAACGCCGUUUGUUAUCGAUUACCUGGUUGGAGUGGUGUCAAAGUCGAAGAGAAUCCCGAGGUUCUUCAAUAUUCUCAAAACGUCGAAACCGAUCUUAUGGAUUUCGACGUUUGUGUCUGCCGUUUCGCUCAUGAUAUUGAUGAUGGUUUCGGGGAAAUUACACAGCGAUAGGAACCGUCCAAUAGCUCUUUGUAUAUUCGGAAUCUGCCUGAAUCAAUCGGUCAAGAGGAUAGCUUCGUAUCAUUCACUCCAGAUAUUCCUACUGAAUUUAUGGCAGUUUGGCUGCUUAGUCAUUUCUGCUACGUUUCAAGGUGCCCUCCUGGAAACUUUACUGGUCCCCGAAUACCCAGGGCAGAUAGAUAAGAUCGAGGAUCUCGUCAAAUCAAAUCUCACAAUCUAUGUUGUUGCGGACAUGCGAAAACUGGUGGAAAUAUCAGUUCCGAAUUUGACCCAACAACUGGUCGCCGCGUCCGAGAAGGAAAUAUGCGAUUUAUUAACGAAUUUUGGACAGGAUUAUGCGGUGAUACUACCAUAUCGUACGGCAUACAUGAUCGUUCGAAAUUACAGGAUAUUGCGAGAUGGUCACAUAAUGAAACAGAGCCUGGUACCGGGAUUUUCCACAUAUUUCUUCAGGAAGAAUUCGCCCUACAUAAAUAUUUUUCAUGAAAUGAUUGCUAGACAUCUUCAGUACGGAUUAGCAUCCGUUUCACUGACAAACAGGGGGACUCAGAGGAACGGGGGAGAACCAUCUGAAAAUCUGUCCUUCAGCCAUUUACAUGGAGUUUUUCAGUUGAUAUAUUCAGGAUUGAUCGUUUCUGUGUUUUUAUUUCUUCUCGAAAAAUGUUUUCAUUUUUUUCACAAUGUUGAUGACUCGUGA